AUGUCCAAAAUUUUGCAAGUUUGGUCCAAUUCGUCCAUUAGCUUCAGGCACUUGAGGGUACUUACCGCUGAUCCAGGAGAGAUUUGGUCCAAUUCGUCCAUUAGCUUCAGGCACUUGAGGGUACUUACCGCUGAUCCAGGAGAGAUUUGGUCCAAUUCGUCCAUUAGCUUCAGGCACUUGAGGGUACUUACCGCUGAUCCAGGAGAGAUUUGGUCCAAUUCGUCCAUUAGCUUCAGGCACUUGAGGGUACUUACCGCUGAUCCAGGAGAGAUUUGGUCCAAUUCGUCCAUUAGCUUCAGGCACUUGAGGGUACUUACCGCUGAUCCAGGAGAGAUUUGGUCCAAUUCGUCCAUUAGCUUCCAGAUAUUACUUACCAUUUUUCCACAAGGUACAACUUCGUUGGAGUUCAUUUUUGUUAUUUUUUUAUAAAUAAACAAAAAAAAUAAAAAAUUGUGAAAAUUUUUCAAUAAA
Messenger RNA from Lucilia sericata (common green bottle fly), 471 nucleotides. RefSeq lists its product as uncharacterized. The record is from RefSeq and is a predicted model, not a curated record. The transcript is spliced from 8 exons. The coding region runs from base 1 to 429 and encodes 142 amino acids. Lineage: Eukaryota; Metazoa; Arthropoda; Insecta; Diptera; Calliphoridae.